Vigna unguiculata (cowpea) is the source of this 1018-nucleotide messenger RNA. RefSeq names its product germin-like protein 5-1. Gene Ontology annotation, molecular function: manganese ion binding. NCBI's taxonomy places the organism in Eukaryota, Viridiplantae, Streptophyta, Magnoliopsida, Fabales, Fabaceae. The record is from RefSeq and is a predicted model, not a curated record.
UUCUUCUUUUCUUCUCCAUCUACUCUCUACUCGUUGUGAUAAAUACCCCAACCACGCCAACACUUCCUUCCAACUUCCACCUCAUUCAAACAAUUCCAACAUACUUUUCUUCUCCUUUCUUAAAACUCUCUGCUUUUUUCUCCUUUCAUUCCCAACUUCACUUCUCUCACAUGAAGCUCGCAGCCUCGCUUCUACUAUUCACUUUUGCUUUGGUGUCAACCACCAUCACUGCAUCAGAUCCUGAUCCUCUUCAAGACCUCUGUGUCGCUGACCUUGCCUCAGGUAUUAAAGUGAAUGGAUUCCCCUGCAAAGAUGGUGCGGUAAAUGCCUCUGAUUUCUUCUCAGACAUACUAGCGAAACCAGGUGCCACAAACAACACCUAUGGGUCGUUGGUGACUGGAGCCAAUGUUCAGAAAAUCCCAGGACUCAACACCCUUGGUGUAUCUAUGUCACGAGUUGACUAUGCUCCCGGUGGCAUCAACCCUCCUCACACGCACCCACGCGCCACCGAGAUUGUGUUCGUGCUGGAAGGAACACUCGAUGUGGGAUUCAUAACCACAGCCAAUGUGCUCAUAUCAAAGACCAUCACCAAGGGUGAGAUUUUUGUGUUCCCAAAAGGCUUAGUUCACUUCCAAAAGAACAAUGCAAAGGAACCUGCUUCAGCCCUUGCAGCAUUCAACAGUCAAUUACCUGGCACACAGUCCAUUGCUCUGACCUUGUUUACAGCCACACCACCUGUUCCAGACAAUGUCUUGACCCAGGCCUUUCAGAUUGGUACCAAGGAGGUUGAGAAAAUCAAGACCAGGCUUGCACCUAAGAAAUAAUUUAUCUCUGAAUGUUGUUGUGUUGUCUCUGUCAUUGCUCUUUCACCCUUCUGUCUUCUCCUUGUUGCUUUACGAUUCAUGUUUGUUGCAAAAUCAUAAAGGAAUUUCAAUGUGAGUAAAUGGGGUAUAUUCAUUUCUUUGAUAAAUGAUUGCAUGCUUGUUAUUUUGUUAAUCAAAUGUUCCAUUAGUGGUUC